This is a messenger RNA of Funneliformis caledonium, 696 nucleotides long. NCBI's taxonomy places the organism in Eukaryota, Fungi, Glomeromycota, Glomeromycetes, Glomerales, Glomeraceae. The record is from the annotation of a GenBank genome assembly.
AUGGUUUCACCUUUAAUACCACCUUUUAGGUACGCUAUAGUCGAAAACGAAGUUUAUCGUGGAGCAUAUCCAAAAAAUAGAAAUUAUCGCUUUUUAAAAAGGUUAAAACUUAAAACGAUACUUUCACUUAUACCUGAACAACCAGUGACCGAACUCCUAGAAUUUUGUCAAAAUGAAAAUAUAAAAAGUAUACAUUUACAAGUUAACCGAGCUAAAGACAACGUUCCGUUAAAUUAUCAUAAAGCCGUUCAAACAUUACAGAUAAUAAUAGAUCCAUCAUAUUUACCGAUAUUCAUACAUUGUUUAGAUGGUGCAAAUGUUACAGGAUUGGUUGUAGCUUGUCUAAGAAAAUUACAAAUGUGGAGUAUACCUUCAGCAAUGGGUGAAUUCUUAAGAUACCUUCGUGAUGGUGUAAUUUCAACAGAAGAGAGUGAAUUCGUAGAAAAAUUUUCUGCAGAAAUAGAAAUUCCACGUAAAAUACCACAGUGGUUAUGGGGAGGUCACGUAACAUUUAAUAAACACCCAACAUUAAAAUUAAAAUUUUUGGAUCCAAAUAUUGUUGAACCAUUAGAAACACAAAAAAAGAAAAGUGAUGUUGAAAUCGAUGACAAUAGAAAAAGGGCUGGAACUGAUUUAUUAGGAGAUUUAUUAGAAUCAACUAACACUGUAACUGAAUAUGAAAUAAAUGAGGUCUAA